AUGUGUUCUAACACUCAGAGCUGUCUGUUGAACAUUGCUGGAUCACAAGAUAUCAUUUGCACUGUCGAUCUUCAACACAACUGUAUUGAUUCGAAGUGCGUAAACAUGCACCAGCAACACCUACAUCAAGAACAGAUCCAAACUAUUCAAACGAAGCCUGUUGUCGACCAUCAGCCAACUCUGUACUUCUUCCUCAAUGCCUACUCGAUUCACAACUGUGAUCUUAUCUGGCUGGUCAUACCUGAGGUGCUUCACGAGUCACCAUUGAGAGUCGCCAAUUCGGCUGAAGUUUGAACUUUAGCCAUACAGCAGAUGAAAUACAAGAAGGCAGCAAAGAAAUCAGGCAGCAUCCCC
Molecule: messenger RNA, 354 nt
Organism: Suillus bovinus
Lineage: Eukaryota; Fungi; Basidiomycota; Agaricomycetes; Boletales; Suillaceae
Exons: 1
Coding region: 1-294 (97 amino acids)
Source: RefSeq, a predicted model, not a curated record